Diaporthe batatas is the source of this 5913-nucleotide messenger RNA. RefSeq lists its product as uncharacterized. Gene Ontology annotation, molecular function: DNA-binding transcription factor activity, RNA polymerase II-specific; zinc ion binding. Gene Ontology annotation, biological process: regulation of DNA-templated transcription. NCBI's taxonomy places the organism in Eukaryota, Fungi, Ascomycota, Sordariomycetes, Diaporthales, Diaporthaceae. The transcript is spliced from 4 exons. The record is from RefSeq and is a predicted model, not a curated record. Bases 2287 to 4113 code for a protein of 608 amino acids.
CUGCCACAAGAGGAGAGAUGUGAUGACCCUUGCGCCCCGCGCCAGCAUCUCCCACAUGUGCCUGAUGGGGACGUUGGGGGCGUUGGCAGGCUGGUGGUUCUCCCCGGCCUCCACUCACACCCGUGUCAGGCGUGCAGGCGUGCAGCGCGUGGUGGAGCGGUGGAGCGGUGGAGCUGGGCCGUCGUCGGCUGUGGAACUGCUGUGGUGGAGCUGGUGGAGCCGGCCAUCUUGGUCGGGGAAUUUUCAUCAUCACAACACGAAGCGAAGGCCAGAGCAACGCCCGAUGGCACGUCCUGACUCUGGCCUCUCACCCUUUGAACCCUUUUUCGACGUCGUGCGGUCUCUCUCCCGGUGGGCCCGCACAAAAGUCUACUGUGAAGGUUACCGGUUCUCAUGGCACCGGCUGCCCCCGGCGGCUGUGGUCGUCUGGUUGUUGUUCGGACGCAUACAACGGCGCUCGUCACUUCCAGGCUGGGGCAACGUCAUGUUUCCCCCGACUGCGACCUUGUUAGUCGUGAGGCUCGGGAGAGGCUGCCAGCCAGGGGCCUCACCAUCGCGCUUGGCAGCCGCCAUUUGUUUCGACUGGCUGUCAAAGCGCAAAUGUCGGUUCUUGCCCGAUCAGUGAUCGCAUCUGUCUCUUACAGCUCCCUGCCAGCCAGCCAGCCCGGCCUGGCCUGUCUGCCAGUCCUCCCCACUUUCUCCCGCGCACCAGAAGCAGAUGCUGGGCCAGGCACGCCAAUGAGGAACAGUCAGGCAAUCAGGUACCGGGGAUCACCUCCUAGUGCGUGAAAGGGCCCAGCAGAUGCCAACCAGCCUAGCCGGCAUCCACCUACUAUGCGGGCCAGUUGGCGCUGUCACACAAUGUCCUGCCUGGCGAUUUGGCCUCGGAAUAGCAUCCUCGGCGGUGGCUGCUCCCCCUCCGAGUCGCCACAGCUCGAUCACUCUCGGGAAGUCAAGGAGCAGAUCGAACUGUAUCGCCCCUUGGCCUGACCCGCCCUGCUUUCUCGGCCCAACCUUGCGGCAGCGCUACUGUUGUCAGGACCGUGCCGCGGCCCAGAGAUGGGCUUUUUGCUUUUCCUCUACCGUGGUACACACAGCUGCUCCGAGCGCGACGCCUCCACCACGACAUUGGCACCCGGCGCCCAAGGGACCAAGCCUUGCAAGCCUCUCAGGGAGCGCGGGGCAGCGGGGACGAUGGGAGGGGGCCCACCUCGCCGGUGCCAUGGGGGCGCUGCACUGCUUCACGGGCUAGUCGUCCGGGGAGCUCGUCGGAGCCGGGGAUAUCCUUACCCUCAGAGAUGCAGGCCUCCUCGCUCGUCAAUGCUACCAUGCUACAUAAUGCCCAUGAGAUGCCCUCCAUCGUUUCAGCCCUCUUUCUGAUACAGUUCUGUCUGAACCAUCUCUUGAGGCAUCCAGCAGCCUGUCCGUCGCUCUCACACCCCCUCGGACCUGACCGCUCGCGCGCUGUUGUGCUCCCUACCUAGGUACCUAGGCCGCAUUGCGCUCCAUUGACCAGCCCGCCCGUCUCGUCCCAGUGCAAUUUCCAAGCCCAGGUCCAGGCCGCAUUAGCCUCGCAUAUCUCUGUAUUCUCCUGCCCUCUUUGCCCGGGGUCGGAUCCGGCGCCACCAGCCAGCGCCGUGCCGAGAGACAUGUGCGUGAAGGCCCGCUGGUAGUCCACUACUACUUCGUCCUAUCAUCUCUGCGUCGAUCGAAACAACCACACUGCCCACUCCAGACGGCCCAAGAGGAAUCCUCGGCCUUGGUCCCCCAAUCCCCAAGACAUCCCCGACUUGUGCCAUUCCUGGUGUCUGGCGCUCGUCCUCCUGCACAACUCCGUCCCACUUCUCACGGACUCUGGCUCCUGGAUCCUUCAACUUGCAUCUCACCACCGAUCUGUGGGGUUAUCUGUUUCUGGCCUAUAGCUCACUCACGAAUGAUCGCCCGUCAACGACAAGUACGGUCAGUUUCAGUGCACUCAUUCGCCGCUCAUACUCCGUCGAUCGCGCACGCCCCUGCUUGAGACGUACCUUGGACCGGCGACGGCACGCCAUCACCGCGAACUGCCGUUGUUCAACUCGAGGCGUGGCCCCCAUCUGUCAGAGCCGGGAAAUAUAUACAAUCCCUUGCCGUGCCAACGCUAUAUCCUCCUUGUUAAGUACUGGCUGGAGACCCGAGCACUUGGAUAUUGCAGAGUCCGGCCAAUCUACCUGGGAGUUAUCCUGUGCUGCUCUCAGACCGAAAAAACACAUCUCAACGUCACCCGCUUGGACGCGGUAACCCGUCAUCAUGGUUUAUUGUGGGAAGCCCUCAAGGGGCUGUCAGAUGUGCCGUACAAGAAGGAUAAAGUGUGACGAGGCAAAGCCGACAUGCAACCAGUGUGCCAAGUCACGACGGCAGUGUCCUGGCUACAAGGACGAGUUCGACCUGGUGUUCCGCAAUGAGACCAAGGCCACCGAGAGGCGGGCGCAGAAAGCCAACAGGAAGGGCUCGGUCGCCUCGUCGUCGUCGGACAGGAGCAGCAUGGUCGGCUCCCCGUCGUCGAUCGAGUCGCUGUCGCCCAUCGCCAAGGAGUUUGUCCGGUCACCGAGCGGCGAGAGCAUCUCGCCACUACUCAGCAUCCCCACCGACCAGUUGGCCUCAUGCCACUUCUUUUCCAACUUCAUCCUCGUGCCGCGGCAGGGCAGCACCAGGGGGUUCAUGGACUACCUGCUGCCCCUCAUGAAGUCGGAAAACCAGAACAGCCACCUCCAGCACGCGUUCAACGCCUGCUCUCUGGCCCACCUUGGCAACCGUGUGAGGUCAACCUCUGAGGAUAUCCCGGACAAGGCGCUGUCAGAGUACACCAAGGCCUUGGCGGCAACACACACGGCGUUGAAGGACCCAGAGGCCUCGAAGACGGACGGCACGCUGGCGGCGGUGCUACUGCUGGGGCUGUAUGAGAACAUAACGGCAAAGGAGAUGGGCAUGUUCUCCUGGGGCUCACACAUCGAGGGGGCCAUCUCGCUCGUGAAGCAGCGCGGGCGCAAGCAGCUGCGGACCAAGACGGGGCUGCUCCUGUUCAUCGCGGUGCGCACGCAGAUGAUCAUCCACACGCUGACGUCGGGCAAGGCGCCCAUCAUGGGGGUGGACUGGUGGAUCAGCGACGCGGUCAAGGACUCGAGCGCGGCCGAGUGCCAGAAGAUCAACAUCAAGACGUCGGAGCUGCGGGCCGAGGUGACGAGGCUGAUGACGACGGUGUCGCGGACGCCCGAGAACAUCGAGCUGAUGCUGACGCUGAUCCGGCGGGCGCAGACGGUGGACCGCGAGUGCGUGCAGUGGAUGAAGAACGUGCCCGACAGCUGGGCGUACAAGUCGGUGGCGUGGGAGGACAGCGUGCCCAGCGGCGACUUCAGCAGGGCCGAGGUGUUCCCGGGCCGCGUCGACGUCUACCGCGACUUCUACAUCGCCAGCGUGUGGAACAUGGUGCGCGUGACCCGGCUCGUGCUGGCAUCCGUCAUCGUGCGCUGCGCCGCCUGGGUGUGCUCGCCCGUCGACUACCGCACCACGCCCGAGUACGCCACCGCCGCGAGGACCUGCGUCGACACCAUCACCGACAUCAUCGCCAGCGUGCCGUACCACCUCGGCUGGCACCUCAAGCCCGAGCGGAAGCACCUCCUCGAGAAGCAGCUGAGCGGCUUCGCGUGCGGCGACGACGACUCGCUCAAGGGGCUGGCCGGGUACUUCCUCACCUGGCCGCUGGGCUGCGUCCAGAGCCAGGACUACACGACCGACGCGCAGAGGAGCUGGCUGAAGGGGAGGCUCAAGUACAUCGCCGACGAGCUGGGCGUGAAAUACGCACACAUCCUGUGCCAGCUCAACGUGCGCAUACCCUCCAUGCUGAUCCGCAGGGACGGGCUCAUGGCGCAGCCGUACCCCAUGGCCCACAACUUUGUCAAGCUCAUGUCGGCCCGGUACGCGCCCCCGACAGCCGGCUACACGAUGAACCCGCUGCAGCAGCGCGAGGCCAUGAUGAAGGAGCAGUUUGAGAGCAAGCGCAAGGAGCUCCUCCAGAACGCCACCAACAACACGGGCGGCGGGGUCGAGUAUGUGGCCAAGAGCUGGCUGAGCGUCUGACGAGGGCCAAACCGCCUCGGUGUCUACGAUGUUCGAUAUGUGUACCCUGGAUGACCUCAUGGGGCUGUUUUGGGUGUGUGAGGUAGUUCUGUUCUGAUGCAUGUCUCACGGCAUUUCUUCUUCUUGCACGGCCUGGUUUUGGAGUAAGUUUUGUUCUUUCCCCGCCCCGGACGAGGGAGCAUCUCAAAUGUCCUUGAGGACGCCCGUGGUGGGAGAGUUCCCCGUCGGUACCCACGAAGGGCUCACACUAGAGGGCGGGCAUACUCUACGCGGGUGAACCGUUCCUGAGAGCAACUGCUAGGCUAGCCUUGGAGGGCAGGCAGGAUGAAGGAGAACCCCUGGGAAACCGUCUGCAUAUGGGUUGGAGUUGCUUUGGGCUCACGUAGUCGGUCUUUGUCCUUGAAUGAAUGACCGCUCGAUCCACAAAUAAAUACAUGUAGUGUUGUUGGCUGCAUCUGCCGUCCCACACAGGAGUCAGGCACGGGGGAUUCACACAGAUCGAUCUCGUCUGUAACACUCAAUGUCUUAUCCCCAAGGUUUGGGAGUUAAACGCACACUAGCACCGACGAGCUUCCAAAGCACGGCACUAGCAGUCGUGGGCGAGUGGAUAAGGCACUCGCGCCUAUGCUCCGUUCCCGCAGUGAAGCCCCGUAGGCUCAUGACUACUCCGAUUCGGGCUUGUGACUACUCCAGGAAACACAUCGUGAAAUCAUCGAGACCAGUUUCCAAACGGGCCGGCCUGCAUUGCUCCUCAACUGGAUUCUCCAUCCUGCAAGACGUCCAAAACACCCAUUUGGACGUUGGGUAGCCGCACCGCCGUGAGAUUCCGAGGGACCGCCCCUGGACAUCAAAGACGGGUCUCCAGUGCCCGUCUCAUUUGUUCUUCUUGCCAGACUUGUCCGACGACAAGUUCCAGGCAUUGACGACCCAGCGCUGGGUGGCAUCGACCUCCCUCUCGUUCUCGACAUGCUUAAGGCCGACCUUUACGCCAUCCUUGGUCCAGACGACGUUCUUCUUGCCCAUGCGCUCCGACACACUCCCGCUCAUCUUGUUGGCGCUCUGAUAGACGUGGUAGCCCACGAAGACGAGGACAGCCACGACGACGAAGAGGAUGACCAGAGGGAGCAGCUGGCUGUGGUUGUGCAGUCGGGGCACAGGUUAGCUUUUGGGCAAUGUGACGUGUGACGGACGAGGCUGGGCGGUGGGGGCGAGAGUGACUUGCCCAAGCAACGAAGGGGGAGGCUUUGGCUUUGACUUUCCCCAGGCCAUGAUACCCCGGUGCGCUGUUCAAUGGGCUGGUGCUGGCUGGGAUUGACUCGAGAGGUUCGGCCUGCGGUCCAGGUUCCCCCCGUGGCUCCGUACAGCGGAUGCACAGUUGCCCAGGUGUCAAAUGUGGGUUUCGGAGAGGAUCGCCAGGGGAUCGGACAGCGACGAGGACCCGAGGGACGGCGUUCCGAUUCGACUGAUGGAGAAAGGUGAUGGAUCCACCAAGCAGCAGCUGCUGCAACAACAACAACAACAACAACAACAACGGCGGCGGCGGCGGCGGCGGCGGCAGUGACAACAACAAGCUUCUCACAGAGACUCGGCAACGACUCCUACGAGGCAGGAUUGAAUAUUCAGCACUUGAGGGUGCCCAGGGCCGACCAAGGUACGGGAACUGUCUUGGAUGCUGUGUCCUCGGAACUUUAGAAAGCAGAACCGCAUCGACAGGGAGCAAGCCUGCCUUAAGUAAAUAGCUGCUGUUCUUCUAUGGUACCAAGGCCUGUCACACGGCUAGUCGGCUCAGGGCGCCCAGUG